AUGCUGGAAUUGGCUCGUGGUUCACGUUGGAAAGACCAAAUCUCGAGAUUUAAUAGUUUAAAAGGAUGGUGCCUCCUUAUGUUUCUGUCUGUGAGGAGCGUUUCAGCUGUGGGAACAGAUUUAGGUUGUUAUUCUUCAAUACCUCAGUCAUUCUUAGAUCAUGAAUACCAAUUUAACUAUCAGAGUAGUCUAGCCUGCUCUCAAUCAUGCGAGAAGGAGGGAGCUACCUAUUUUGCAUUACACAACUAUGGGUACUGUUACUGUGGGAAUACAGAUCCAAGUAACCUGUCAAAAAGUAAUGACUGUGAUACUUAUUGCUAUGGGUAUGCAGAGGAAAACUGUGGGGGUAAGAACGCUUACCGUAUCUUUAAAAUGGAUGAAGAUGGUUCUGGGUCUGGGGGUGGCCAGCAAGGUAGUGCAUCGCCAUCUUCGCCCCCUUCAGGCUCAAAUGGUGGUACACCUUCUACGAAUACAAACCAGCAAACUGCUCCUCCAGGCGCUUCUAAUGAUCCUCAGCAAGGCUCUCCAACUACUGUGGAACCAACUGUGGUUACUAUGACUUCAAUUGAAACCAGGGGUGGUUCGGUUGUUUAUGUCACUACAAAUGCUCCAGCUGACUCGUCACCAUCUUCUACUUCAAGCGGCUCAUCUGAUAACUCAAAGAACAGCGGUAAAUCCGUACAGACAAGUACUUUGAUCGGAGCAAUUGUCGGUAGUGUGGUGGGACUCGUACUAUUUGCUCUUCUACUCCUCAUUGCUUUAAGACGAAUUGCAGCUAGACGAGAGCAGGCAAGAAUGGAAAAGGAAUACCAAGAGGCUAUCAAGCCUGUAGACUACGAUGAAACAAUGUACUUACCUUCAGUUCUAACCGAUAAAACGUUGCAUGAAAAAACCUCCGCGAAGAUGAACCCAUUUGAUGAUAAUAGGCGAUUCAGUACCGGUUCAGUGGUUAUUGACUCGCCCGUCAUCGCCAAUACUACAUUAACUGUGGUUAACCCCGAUAACGCGUGA
Messenger RNA from Eremothecium sinecaudum, 1011 nucleotides. It is a transcript of the gene SLG1, whose product is annotated as Slg1p. The record is from RefSeq and is a predicted model, not a curated record. The transcript has a single exon. Lineage: Eukaryota; Fungi; Ascomycota; Saccharomycetes; Saccharomycetales; Saccharomycetaceae. Gene Ontology annotation, cellular component: plasma membrane. The coding region runs from base 1 to 1011 and encodes 336 amino acids.